This is a messenger RNA of Archocentrus centrarchus (flier cichlid), 2449 nucleotides long. It is a transcript of the gene plek, whose product is annotated as pleckstrin. The transcript has 9 exons. Gene Ontology annotation, biological process: actin cytoskeleton organization; intracellular signal transduction. The record is from RefSeq and is a predicted model, not a curated record. Bases 90 to 1145 code for a protein of 351 amino acids. NCBI's taxonomy places the organism in Eukaryota, Metazoa, Chordata, Actinopteri, Cichliformes, Cichlidae. Gene Ontology annotation, cellular component: plasma membrane.
GAGAGAGCGAGAGGUGAACUGCUUAAGAAAUGUUUUUGACAGUUGCAGAAAAAGUGACAUAUUGCUGCAGAUAGCAGCAGAGAGCAGCAAUGGAGCCGCAAGAGAUCAGAGAGGGAUAUUUGGUGAAAAAGGGUACAUUGCUAAACUCGUGGAGAGCUGUGUGGGUGGUGUUGUCAGAAGAUGGGGUGGACUUCUAUAAAAAGAAAACAGAUCGUUCACCUAAAGGGAUGAUCCCACUGAAGGGAGCAACGCUCAUCAGCCCUUGUCAGGAUUUUGGCAAGAGAAUGUUGGUUUUCAAGAUUACCACUGAGAAGAAGCAGGAUCACUUUUUUCAAGCCUCUCAUGUGGGGGAGAGAGAGCUUUGGGUCAAGGACAUCAAGAGAGCCAUUACCUGCAUCCAAGGGGGGAAAAAGUUUGCCAGAAAAUCUACCAGACGCUCCAUUCGCCUGCCUGAAGCAGUCAACCUAGGUAUGCUGUACACAGAGAUGAAAGACCAGGAUGAUGGAGUGAAAGAGUUAAAACUGGAACAGGAUAAUCGAGUCUUCAACCACUGCUUCACUGGUGCGACGGUGAUAGACUGGCUGAUUUCGAAAGAGAAAGCGAGAAACAGGCCCGAGGCACUCAUGUUAGCAACAGGGCUCAUGAAUGAGGGUUUUCUCCAGCCUGCGGGUGACCUGUCAAAAGAGGGAGCAGAAAGUGGAGAGCAAGCAGCCUUCUUAGAUGACACGAAAGCUCUCUACUACUUUGCAGACAGUGGCUUCUUUUGUGAAGGCUACUCCAGUGAUGAAGAUGUGCUUCUGAAGGAAGAAUUCAGGGGAAACAUCAUAAAACAGGGCUGUUUGGUUAAACAGGGACACAGGAGAAAAAACUGGAAGGUGCGAAAGUUCAUACUUAGAGAUGACCCUGCUUAUCUGCAUUACUACGACCCUGCAAAGGCCGAUGACCCUCUGGGCUCAAUCCACCUACGUGGGGCUGUGGUCACAGCUGUGGAGUAUGUGCCUGAUGCCAAAAAAAAAGAAGUUGAUGGCAACCUAUUUGAGAUCAUCACUUCAGACGAGAUUCAUUACUUCCUCCAAGCUGCUACAGCCGAAGAAAGAAAGGAGUGGAUCAAAGCAGUACAGGGGGUGUCAAAAAGUGGAAAAUAACAAAGGCUGUGGAGCAGCAGGCAAAUAUGAAUGAGCUAUGGUUGUGUAUUGAAUGUAACGUUUUUGUUUUGUUUUGUAUUGUUUUAGAGUAACUGUCAUGUUAAAGUUCUCUACACACUAUCAAACUACAACAUAACAUCUGCUGUAACUAAAGAUGAUCAAAUUUGUAAUGCAAACUUCACCACUAAUGUUUACUCUAUGUUGCCAUCUAGCACUGCACACAAACAUAUGAUAGGAAAUUAAAAAAUGGUAUGGGCUGAAGAAUACAUAGAAUUUGUUAUAAUUAGAAACCACUGCAAAUAUCUAUUUAUUUUUAAUGUGCUAUUCUGUAAAACUGUGAUAUGGCUGUGUCUUUUAAAAAAAUUACACAAAUUUAAAACAGUCCCUUAGUGAGAGCAAAGGCUGUGAACGAGGGCAGUGGGAAAUACAAACUAUUUUUUUUCCUUUCUGAGUCUUAUGACUCACUCCACUGUGGGUUUUUGUUUUUUUUUUUUAUUAUUUCCUCCUUAACCGUCAACGUUCUGAGAUAGUUCUAGCUAUCAUACGGGCACACUCGGUUCCUGAGUGUGAACUAACUCCGAAUCACAUUCUGCCUUCACAGUUUCACAGUGUCACUUUGAAGCUUAGAGGCCUGCUGCAUAUGUGAGACAAUUUAUCAGUGACAGAAAUGACAAGCUUGCACUACUAUAUGCAUUCAGAAAUGUAGUUUUGAAAGCUAAACAGAUCAGAAAUUAAGGAAAGCUUUGAGUUUAUGAAAACUUAAUCUUCCUUUUUUUUUUGUUUUGUCUGUCACUGUUAUUAACCAGAUUAAUGCUAUAUUUACUUAUUGAUUUGUGGUGGGCUUGCAAUGUGAAAAAUGUCAGACAGACCUUAGACAUCAAGCCUAUUUAAAAAUAGGUUGGAUGUCCGAUGAUGAUGAUGAUGAUGAUGAUGAUGAUGAUGAUGAUGAUGAUGAAAUUGGCACACAGGAGCAGUAAUCAUUUUCAAUUUCAGAUCCCUUUAGUAUUGGUCUGAUUUGUCACACCAGUAUAAGUCACUAGAGAGCUAUCAUCUUAUUGUUAAGAGUGAUGAGUGGCAUUUAAGGUGCACUUAAGUUUGGUAUCAUUGGUAUAAUUGAAUUUAGAUGAUGUAACUAAAACACAGAUGUGCAUGUAACCUAUCUAAAUGUUUUUUUGUUUUUUUCUGUGUUGCAUGUGACUUUUGACACAGCACUGUGUGAAGUGUUACUUUGGGGAGUACAUACUUACUAUAACUGAAAGGAACAAUGACAGAAACUGUAAACUGUGGUUCUUUUAAUAUAAAUU